GUGGGAGGCAGGCAAUUGGAGCCAGUAGCCAGUUUCCAUAUGAAAAUGUAAGUAAGUUUUCCUGUGCCAUGACAUCAAGACCAGUAUUUCUGGAUCUUUUCGUCUUUUUUCACAGGACACAAUGCUGCAGCAUCCUUCUGGUUGUGUAACAAUCAUAUCUGUUCAUGGAAGAGAAUGGGGCCGGUUUGGUACCCUCCACACAAUUAUCUUUUGUUCUUUGGAGCCUAUCUGCUGGCUGGUACAGGUUAUCAAUUUUUUGUCCAUGGAGUUCAUGGGAUAGAUGUAUGUUUCUCUCUGAAGUUGCCUUCCUAGUUGUUUACUUUUAAUCCCUCCAAUUAUGUGUUCCUCAUAGAGAAGUUCUGUUUUACUUCACAUCAUAUUUCCUUCCUUUACAGUUUUAUUUAUAGACUAUGAAUGCAGGAUAGUCUCAGAACAUGAGGAAAUAUAGCAUCAUCAUCUGAACUGCUGGUAAAAUCAAUGGCUCAUAAUUUAUAGCUUGUACUCUUAUUUGGUACAGAGGUUUAGAGGAGCUUCUGAAGCUUACAGAAGUUCCUAUUCCACAGUCACCUUCUGAGAAAUUGCAACUUUUUUCCCCUCUGAGUAUUGCAUUCUGAGAUAUCUUGGCUCUAAUCGCUUGUCAUAUACAAACAAGACAAAUGGUUUACAGUUGAGGAGAGUGACCUAUGAAUCAGAUUCUUAGAAUCCUCUGCAGAAUUACUACUCUUGUCUGUCAUAUAAAUCCCCCCUUGUCAUCUUCUUUUUUUCUUAGUUAUCUUCUUUUGUUAAUCUGAGGUUAAAAUGACUUUCUUUGGAUCAUCUAUAUGCUUCUUUGUUUACCUUAAACAUAAAUGAGUCAUAUAUGGGGAAGGUAUGGCUUUUCUGUUAGAAAACUGCAAUUUUACCUUUGCAGGUGAGAAAGUUGCUUUGAUGAUCCCUGUUCAUGCUGCAACAUCUUUGGAGCAGAAGCAACGAGGAAAGAGGGGUUUUUUUAUUUUUAUUUUUGUAAACAAAAACACAGCUUUUUGUUUAAUUGGUAAUCAUCUAAAAACACCUAGGGGCCUUUUUUCAUUCUAUAACUUAAGUAUAGAUGUUGGACAAUGAUAUGCCAUCUUGGAAAGACAACUUAACUUAGAAGUCAAGGGAAAUUAUAGCAAUGAUGCUGUGGUAGUGGACUAGCGUAGUGCUGCCUACAGGCAGGUCCUCAUCACUUUCUUCUCCAAAAAGUGUUUUAGAUAGAAGUAACUAUCUGAAGCAAAGCAAAACUGGGGGUGGUCUUCAUCUUCAUGUUCCAUGGAACAUCAAUACAUCUUGGGUUGCAAU
Rubroshorea leprosula is the source of this 1320-nucleotide messenger RNA. The record is from the annotation of a GenBank genome assembly. NCBI's taxonomy places the organism in Eukaryota, Viridiplantae, Streptophyta, Magnoliopsida, Malvales, Dipterocarpaceae.